GUGGUGGGGCUCCGGUGGACGUCAAGCUGCGCCGGUGUCUUCGAGGCGGUCACCUGGGUUCGCGGAACUCAGGGAAGUACGCGGCGAGCACCUUCGCGCCGUGCUAGAACACGGAGCCGUGGGACAGCGCGGAGGAGCUGCUCGCGGGCACGCCUGGAUUCGUCAGGCCGCGUCGUGCGGAGCACGCUGGGUGUUGUAGUCCUGGAUAUGGAGCGAACAUUGCCACACGCGGUUCCUUUGAGUCAGAUGGAGGUGUUCCAGGCCUUACAGCGGCUGCACAUGACAGUCUUCUCUCAGAGCGUGUCCCCCUGCGGCAAGUUCCUGGCAGCUGGCAACAAUUACGGGCAGAUUGCCAUCUUCAGCCUGUCCGCAGCUCUGAGUUCGGAAGCUAAAGAGGAGAGUAAGAAGCCCGUGGUGACUUUCCAAGCCCAUGAUGGGCCCGUCUACACCAUGGUGUCCACCGAUCGGCAGCUGCUCAGUGCUGGGGACGGGGAGGUGAAGGCCUGGCUGUGGGCAGAGAUCCUCAAGAAGGGUAGCAAGGAGCUCUGGAGGCGUCAGCCACCAUACAGGACCAGCCUGGAAGUGCCCGAAAUCAAUGCUUUGCUGCUAGUCCCCAAGGAGAAUUCCCUCAUCCUGGCCGGGGGAGACUGUCAACUGCAUACCAUGGACUUGGAAACCAGGGCCUUUACACGGACCCUCCGGGGUCACACAGACUACGUCCAUUGCCUGGCGCUGAGGGAGCGAAGCCCCGAGGUUCUGUCGGGGGGAGAAGACGGGACCGUGAGGCUUUGGGAUCUCCGCGUGGCUAAGGAGGUACAGAUAAUCGAGGUCUACAAGCACGAGGAGUGCUCCAGGCCCCAAAAUGGUCGCUGGAUUGGGUGCUUGGCCACUGAUUCGGACUGGAUGGUCUGUGGAGGGGGCCCGGCCCUGACCCUUUGGCACCUGCGGUCCUCCACGCCCACCACCAUCUUCCCCAUGAGGGCGCCACAGAAGCAGGUCACCUUCUACCAGGACCUGAUUCUGUCGGCCGGUCAGGGCCCCUGCAUCAACCAGUGGCAGCUAAGUGGGGAACUCAAGGCCCAGGUGCCAGGCUCUUCCCCAGGGCUCCUCAGCCUGAGCCUCAAUCAGCAGCCGGCGGCCCCCGAGUGCAAGGUCCUGACAGCUGCAGGCAACAGCAGCCGUGUCGAUGUUUUCACCAACCUGGGCUACCGUGCCUUCUCCUUGUCCUUCUGAGCCCAGGACACACAAACACCCCCCCCACCCCACCCCGCUUUUUUUAUAAAUAAAGUUUUGACAUUU
Messenger RNA from Echinops telfairi (small Madagascar hedgehog), 1299 nucleotides. RefSeq names its product THO complex 6 (gene THOC6). The record is from RefSeq and is a predicted model, not a curated record. Gene Ontology annotation, cellular component: transcription export complex; THO complex. Gene Ontology annotation, biological process: mRNA export from nucleus. The transcript is spliced from 13 exons. Lineage: Eukaryota; Metazoa; Chordata; Mammalia; Afrosoricida; Tenrecidae. Bases 208 to 1233 code for a protein of 341 amino acids. Gene Ontology annotation, molecular function: protein binding.